Ilex paraguariensis (yerba mate) is the source of this 1823-nucleotide messenger RNA. Lineage: Eukaryota; Viridiplantae; Streptophyta; Magnoliopsida; Aquifoliales; Aquifoliaceae. The record is from the annotation of a GenBank genome assembly.
AAACUGUCUCUCACUUGCAGCAAUGGCUCCAGACCACCGUUUCCUCCUUACCAAAAUCUCUCUCCUUCUCCUGCUCUCCUCCACCACCAUCACCACCCUUACCUCCUCUCUCUCUCCACCAUCCACCACCACCACUACCACUACAACAAACACAUCCAUUUCCCCUACCAAACCACCCUCAGCCCCUACUCCAACCACCUCCCCAAAACCAACCAAACCACCUUCAGCCCCCACCCCAACCACCUCCACAAAACCAACCAAACCACCCUCAACCCCCACUCCUACCACCUCCCCAAAACCCACCCCAGAACCGUCUCCAGCUCCAUUAACCUCCCCAACCCCCACCACACCAUCCUCUCCCUCUUCCACUUCCACCUCCACUCUUGAUCCAAAACAACUCAGAGCCCUCCAAUCCCUCAACGUUCCCACCUCUAAAGACCCCUGCGCUCCACCCACACCCCUCCACAACGCCACCACCUGUGACUCCUCCAAACCCUUCCGCCACCUCGUCUCUCUCCGCCUCUCAAAGUGCUCCGACGACGUCGCAUUGUCCAUCACUGCCCUCAAAUCUCUCUCCUCUCUCAAUGAUUUGAAGUUCAUCAACUGCCCCAUCUCCCCUAUUCGCUUCCCUCCUGAACUCACCUCCAAUUUACGAUCUUUCACUUGCACCAACAGCCUCAAAAGACUCACCGGCGUUUGGCUCAGUCGAUUGCAAAAUCUAACUGACUUGACCGUCUCUGGUGUGACAGUAAAUGCCAGUGGUCCUUCGAUCAUCCUUGGUGGUAUGAAAAACUUGCACUCUUUGUCAAUUUCUCACACAAAUCUCUCUGGGUAUCUCCCAAAACACUGGCAUAUUAACCUUACUCACAUUGAUUUGUCUGGCAAUAACCUCAAAGGAAGAAUACCCAAUUCUUUAACUCUCCUAGAAAACCUUGAGUACUUGAAUCUUUCAUCAAAUUCACUUAAUGGGGAAAUACCCAGUUCGUUUGGGGACUUGAUGUCUCUCCAAAAUGUGUCAUUAGCUUCAAAUUCUUUGUCUGGAUCAAUCCCUGAUUCAAUAGCAGCAAUGCCAGGGUUGGUACAUCUUGAUCUGGGUUCUAAUCAGCUGAAUGGUACAAUUCCAAGGUUCCUUUCGGAGAUGAAGCAAUUGAAGUACUUGAAUCUGGAGAAGAACAAUUUUCAGGGGAUUUUGCCAUUCAAUGGGUCAUUUUUUAAGAGAUUAAUGGUGCUCAAAGUGGGUGAAAAUAGCAAUCUUUGUUACAACCAUUCAACUAUUUCUUCUAAAUUGAAGCUUGGGAUUGCUCCUUGUGAUAAACAUGGACUGCCUAUGUCGCCGCCUCCGGCAAAGGACUCAUCGGACGGCAGUGAUAGUUCCGACGAUGAUUACAAUGUGGCCGAUGAUACUAAUAAGAAGAAUCAACAUCAUCAUGGACCAAGUAAGAUUGUUCUUGGUGUGGCAAUUGGGCUUUCAUCAAUUGUCUUUCUCAUAAUUUUCUUAGUCCUGCUUUCUAAGUGUUGUAAAUGAAAACAUGACUGUUGGUUCAUUCAGCUUAGGAAAGUAAUGGUAAUUAUUAUUCAAUUUAUUAUAGAUUUAAUUAUGAAAGUGAGUGAGACUAUAGUAAUUGGGGUGAUUCUUUUUUGUUACUUUCUGAUCUUUUGCUGGAGGAGAAAGCUAUGUUUUCCACUCUGUUUUGGGUGUGGUUACUGUGGGGUUGUAUAAGUAGCUAUAGAAAGGAAAGGGAUGAUGUGUAAUCAUGAUAUAGUACUAUAUGUAUUUCCCUUGAGAUGCAAGGUCUUGCUUUUUCACUCUUUUCAUAAUUUCA